Molecule: messenger RNA, 1653 nt
Organism: Exophiala dermatitidis NIH/UT8656
Lineage: Eukaryota; Fungi; Ascomycota; Eurotiomycetes; Chaetothyriales; Herpotrichiellaceae
Product: SET and MYND domain-containing protein
Exons: 4
Coding region: 1-1653 (550 amino acids)
Cellular component (GO): nucleus
Molecular function (GO): protein binding
Source: RefSeq, a predicted model, not a curated record
AUGUCAGGCGCUCAUCAAAAUGGGGAGUCAGAAAGGGGAGAGACUGGGACGAAGCAUAAUUCCGUGCACAAGAACGGGUGGCAGCUAGUCGAAGAUGAAAGGGUCUACACCAAACGGACCGCAGAUCGUGGCAACGGUCUAUUCGCCGUCGACGACAUCGCAGCAGAAUCGCAGCUGUUAUUUGUCGCCCGGCCGCUCCUGGUGGCGUUGGAAAAUGCGAAACUUCCAACCAACUGUUACUACUGUUUCCGUGAACCCGGAGGCCAAGGAUUAUGGCAGAUGACAGAGCGCAAGGAGGACAGCCUCAAGACAUGCAGUCGCUGCAAGGUGGCGAAGUUCUGUGACCAGAAAUGCCAGACUGAGGCAUGGUCGCAAUAUCAUCGUCUGGAAUGCAAGCUGUUUUCAAGGCUUUACCCUCGCGUCCUGCCUAGUACUGUGCGGGCUGUGAUCCGUUUGUUGAAACAGCACAAGGCGGGCAUCUUGCCCCCUGGGGAGUGGGAACAGUUGCUGGCUUUGCAAAGUCACCAGCAGGAUCUGGCAAAUGCGGGAGGACAGCGCUGGCAGGACCUCCUGAUAAUGUCGCAAGGAAUCAAAGGCUAUUCUGGGACUGAUGAAGAUGAUGACCUGAUUCUUCGUCUGUCAUGCGCGGUGAUCGUCAACUCGUUCACGCUGAGCAAUGCCACGUUCGAUUCGAUUGGAGUGAUUCUUCACCCCAAGCCGGCUUUGCUAAACCACUCAUGCGACCCGAAUGCUUAUGUGCGCUUUGAUGUCUCGGAGACAGACACAUUGGGCAGUAUAUCGGUUCACGCCUUGAGAGAUAUUGCGAAGGACGAGGAGAUUACGAUUUCCUACAUAGACACCACUGUACCCUGCAAAAGGAGACAACAGCAACUCUCGGAGCGAUACUUCUUCACCUGCCAGUGUCACUUAUGCGCAAAUCCUGAUGACACUCCUCAAGACGGCUAUUACUGGCCUGCCCUGGGCACGUCUGCAUCAUCGGCUUCGCCGUCUAUCUCCAUCCUUCGACAGAAAGGGGACGAAGCCGAGACAAUCCUCCACCGUGUGCGAGAACACCCAGGACGCGAAUACGAGUACUUGGGCGAGAUCAGAGCGGCUAUGAAGCAAUUGGCCCAGACGGCCGCGUGGCCGCUUCAUCGCUAUCCGUGGCUGCCACUGCGCCAACGUCUACAGUAUGGUCUGCUUGGCGCGGGUAGAUUUCCAGAAGCUAUGUUGCAAGCGGCUGUGUUUGUUGGAUUCAUCAAUCCGAUCCACUUCAAGCAAGAGUAUCAUCCUCUUCGGCUAACGGGAAUGUGGACGUUUUGGAUCAUCGCUCGGCAUUGUCUGGAAGAAAGCAUGUCCCAGGACAAGCCAAGCAAUCAAGAAGGCCGCGACAUACGAGCUUUGGGGCUUUUGACUUGUGUCGUAAUCGACCAUAUCCAUCAGAUUGCGGAGGGUAUGCCUCGGCCCAGAGGUCAAUUAGAACGCAUUAUAGAUCAAGCCUUCCAAGAGGUGCAGCAGGAAGGGGGCUUUUGGGCAGAAUACUGGUCCAACCGGCCAGCUGGGCGCAAGGCUGCGUGGUCCUGGCUUGAUGAUCAGAUCAGAGCCUUGCUCAAGGCUGAGGGCGUCUCACAGGAGAUUAUCAGCUCUCUGUGA